Phanerochaete carnosa HHB-10118-sp is the source of this 318-nucleotide messenger RNA. RefSeq lists its product as uncharacterized. The transcript has a single exon. The record is from RefSeq and is a predicted model, not a curated record. NCBI's taxonomy places the organism in Eukaryota, Fungi, Basidiomycota, Agaricomycetes, Polyporales, Phanerochaetaceae. The coding region runs from base 1 to 318 and encodes 105 amino acids.
AUGUCCCAGACAGCGAAAGGAACCGUCGUCGCCAACCAACAAGACGGAUUCCAAGCCACGUUCACUACUGCUGACGGAUUCACGCGCACUUUCAGUGCCACCAUUAAUCCCACCGUUGGCGAGUUUAAGAUCGACAACGCGAGACUAGCCUACAACGACGAGGAUCAGUUGACCGGCACAGACAACUACUAUGGCACAAUCGGGACUGAUCUCAACAUCACCCUUGGGAAAGGGCCCACUAUUACCGGGAGGCUUGUCAUCCCCAUAGACCCAACCAACAGCAUCAACGGCAGUGGGCCCUGGGGCAUGAGCUCGUAG